AUGAUCAGGCCCACUGCACUCCUCCUAUAUCCUUUCAAUGCUCCCAUCACGACGCCGCCCUUGGCCCGGUCAUCGAGGAGCUUAGGCCCAAGGAUGCUCAGUGUUGCCCUGGACCCGGCCCCCAAGGAUGGCCCAGCUUCUCGAAUUUGA
Molecule: messenger RNA, 150 nt
Organism: Colletotrichum abscissum
Lineage: Eukaryota; Fungi; Ascomycota; Sordariomycetes; Glomerellales; Glomerellaceae
Exons: 1
Coding region: 1-150 (49 amino acids)
Source: RefSeq, a predicted model, not a curated record